AUGCCGCUCACCGUGCAUACUCGUCAUACUCAUGCCAAGCUCCCGAUUAGCUUAUGGACGACCAUCUCCCUCAUCGUCGCCCUCUGUUACCUGCAGAUCGUCUACACGGUCUCGUUCCUGGCGCGCCCCUUCUGGAGCUCGCACCAGGACUUCCCGCCCUUCAAGCAAACCCUCGAGAGGGCAGAGAACUUUGCCGUCGACAUCAUCCUGGACAUCGUCACUUCUUCGCAGUACCGUUCGCCCGCACCAACGAACCUUGUCCACGAUGAUCCCAUCGGCCAGCGCAUUACAACUGCACUCCAUGCCCCUCGGACUGUUCUAGAGACACCCCCGUACGUGGUGUCAGGAGGAUCAGGAAAUGUGAUUCCACCUUACAUGCCGCAAUGCUAUCCCGAACCACGAGGCCUGCAGAUGUCGCCAAAACCCAAAGAGACUCAGAUGGAGACGUUACGAUCCGAACACAUUGAACGGUACAAGAAGAUCAAUGACUCGGGGGUCUCCGUCUAUGGUACUGCGCGGAAAGUCUCCUCAUCGACUCGACCGAAGUUAUCGACCUCCAUGGAGAUGCACCAGCAGUAUACAAGCCAGCCAACAGAGCCAGCACUUGGGCCUGAACCGGGGCUCGGCACAAGCGUACAGUCUUCCCAGCGCACCACAAAUACCGUAACAAAGCAAGAAGAGUACCAAGAGGAACAGACUAUCGUGCACAUCGAGGAGAUUACGCAGCCUGCAGAUCCGGCCCCGGAUAUCUCUCCGCCCAUCACGCCUGUCAUGGACAUGCCCAAGCCGCCAAUGUCGCCGAGCAAAUCUCCUGCGGUCUCGUUCGAUGGGCCUACUGAACCUGCGCCUGAACUGGAAAUGCAUUCUCCUUCGUCGCAGUAUUCGGGUUCCCACUACACGGAUGAUACUGGCUCUGUGCCUUUGAACAUCAGUCGCGCGGCCAAGUCGCAUUCCACGGAGAGCUACCCAGGCAAGUUCCCUGUGAGCGAAGGAAAGGAUUACAGUUCUCUAGCGACGGCCGAGUAUGCGUUUCGCGAGAAGGGAACUACCUCUGCCCGGCCCUUUUCUGAUUACUAG
Molecule: messenger RNA, 1077 nt
Organism: Penicillium argentinense
Lineage: Eukaryota; Fungi; Ascomycota; Eurotiomycetes; Eurotiales; Aspergillaceae
Exons: 1
Coding region: 1-1077 (358 amino acids)
Source: RefSeq, a predicted model, not a curated record